Orycteropus afer afer is the source of this 13419-nucleotide messenger RNA. The record is from RefSeq and is a predicted model, not a curated record. Lineage: Eukaryota; Metazoa; Chordata; Mammalia; Tubulidentata; Orycteropodidae.
AUGAAUCAAGAAAUGGACAAGGAAGAAAAACAAACAAAAACAAGAAUUGUUUCUUCAGAGAAUCAACCAGCUAAAACAACAGAAAAUAAAACAGUGAAAUAUGAAACAUGUAAAACGGUUUCUACAUCCAUGAAUUCAGAGGAAACAGGAGAAAUUGAUCAAAACGAACAUGGAGUAACUCAAAAACCUAUAGUUUCUCCAGGACCAGCUUGCCAUAAGGAGGAUGAGAAAUCAAUGAAAAAGAAGAAUCAAACUCUUGCUUGUUCAAAAGUUAUGAAAUCCAGGCAUGUGUCAUAUGAUAGAACAGAACCAAAGGAUGAUGAUGCGAUACUACAUAUUAUUCGGUUAAGAGGAAAGCUUGGUUUGCAAACUGUAUUACUGCAGCAUGAUUUGAAAUACAAAAGUUCUGAGACUGUGAUGAAGAGGAUCAUGCUAAAGGAACCUUUGAAAGAUGAUGGAGAAUAUGUAUAUUGCCUUCCUCGUUGUAAUCCUAAAGUUCCUUACAAUCCAUAUGAUCUUCAGGCAGUCUCUGCUCACACAGCUAGACAUUGCAAAGAAUUUUGGAUUAUUACUGCUUCAUUUAUUUCAAAGGUUACUAAAAUAGAUGAUACAGAAGAAAUAGAACUCCUACCUAUUAUGGAAUGGUUAAUGGAAAGAAAAUGUUAUUACUUAUUACAGACUUUCAAGAUAUUUUUCAAUUUCCGAAUUAAUAAAGCAUUUGUUACCUGGAAAUUGAAUGUUAAAAGAAUUAAGACAGAGAAGAGCAGGUCAUUUUUGUACCGCCAUCUUUUUUGGGCUGAUGAGUCAUUUCAAGGCUGUUUGUUUUAUAUCAGAGGACUUUGUGAAGAUGCAGUUAACUUCAAAACAAGUAAUGGACAAGAAGAUAAUCCAUCUGCCAUAUACCUUGUAAAGCUGGAUAGGUCUCGUACGUAUUCUCUAGAUGAAUUUUGUGAAGGACAAUUACAACAAGCUGCCCAGGCAUUGAAACAGCUUGAGGAUAUCAGGGAUAAAGCAAUUACAAAGAUAAAAAGAACAAUUUUAAAGGUGGCAGAAAAGAAAGAUUUGAAAAAAUACUUUGAAUCAAACACCUCUGAAUAUGACACAACACGAUUCAAACUGCCUAAAUUUCGACGUCUGUUAGAAACAGUUUUCAGGUUUCUGAUGCUGGUUGACUACAUAUUUCAGGAACUCAUCCGUCAACUUAUGAACACUGCAGUCACACUACUUUUGGAUUUAUUUAAUUGUUCUGCUAGAAUGCCAUUUUCAAUGGAAAAAAAAAAUGAAGAACUCAUCAGAACGUACAAGGACAAUUUACCUUUCAUUGGGGAUGUGUCUUUAACAAAUGACUAUGAAGAACUCAAAGAUUCAAACCUGUAUGUUACUCAUGUUCUUAAAUCAGAUGUCAAAACAGAAACUGAUAUGGAUGAGAUUUUGAAUGGCAUUAAAGUGAAGACAGAUUUGGGAAAAAUGUAUGCGCCAAUAUUUGAAGUACAUCUACAUUUGAGGACUCCUGCUCAGAUUUAUUCUUCAGAAAACUCUGAGGAAAACAUUUAUGAAUAUGACAGAUCCCCUAGGAAAUCUAUCGUAUAUUUUGAAGGAGAUGACCUGUCAGAUGAUAGUGAAGAACUGCCCACAAAAGUUGAGAAAACAAAAAAACUUAGUUACAAUCUUGAAGGACGUCUUUUGGAUAUGGAAAUUGCAACGGAGUCUGAGAUUAAAUGCACAUAUGAAGAAGUUUCAGAAUUCUCUGCAAAUCUCUUUAUAGUUCCAAACAGACUGAUGUUUUCAAUAAAAAUUCAAAAUAUGGUGACUAAUAUCGAGAAAUGUAUAACCACAAUUAUUCCUCUUUGCCGAGAUCCCCGCAUGUCUAUCUUUAUUGAUUUGGCUUCUUCCAUUAUGGAUUUACCUAAUAAGACAGAAAGUGCAAGAGAAUGUAAGAAAACCAGAUGGCCAGAUUGUCAGAUCCUUUUUGAAAUGGACCCUGUCUACCAAAAUAAAAUUGUGAGUCUCCUGUCUGUUAUUGGUAAUUCAAUGGGCAUAGUUAGUUCUUACAGCAGCAAAUUUCUAAAGUAUUGUACCAUGGUGGAAAAAGCCAAAAUCAUGAGUAUGAAAAUGUCAUCUAUGGGAGGAGAAUUAACUUCACCACAGUUUAGAAAAAUACUAGAUAAAUUCAGGAAAUAUCUUACAUAUAUCGUGCAUAUGACCACUGAGAAACGCAUUGGUAUUUUCAAUGUUAUGAGUGGGGAUUAUCAGUCAGAAUGCUUACUAUAUGCUCAUGAUGUCAUAAACAUGAGCCACAACCUCUUGCGAAAUGUAAUUCAACAAAAGAAUGAAAAUUUAUUGGAGAUUGUAGAAUCAUCACUGAGAAAGGUGGAAUGCGAACCCACUGAAAUAGAAGAAUUUAUGGAACAGUUUACUUUUUUGGAUGAAAUUUCCUCAAACAUUUCUAAAUUAGAAAAAGACUACUUAAUAAUUGCUCAACUGAAUGCAGUUGUAAGGUAUUAUCAGAUCUAUAUUCCACAAGAGCAAGUUGCUAUAUACAAAAUCCUUCUUAUCAAGUUUAGUCAGCUAAAAGCAGCUGUGAAGUUAAGUGAAACAAACAAAGAUACUGCUAUUGCUAAAUUCAGAGAAAAUUUGGAAGCAUAUCUCACAGGUCUCCAGGCUGAUGCUAUUAAUUUAAAAGCAAAGGUAAGAAGUUCUGUUCUACUAUGUGCUAGUACUCGAGUAUCAACAGCAAUGGAAAUGAUGCAGACUAUCUCAGAAGAAGCUGCAAGUCUAUCUAACAAAGCUAAAACAUAUGCAACUUAUCAGGAUCGUUUCGAAGAUUUCCAAUCUCAUAACCACUCUCUUAAUAUGGAGGAAAUUACACACAUUGUGCUUUCAGAGAUCUCUGAAAUUGAAUGUGACUUAACUUUGAGGAAAUUGUUGUGGGAAGCACAAGAGGAAUGGGCAACACUCUCUUGGGAAUGGAGGAAUACUUCUCUUCAAAGUAUCGAUAUAGAAUCAGUGCAGAGAAAUGUUUCAAAAUGGAUGCACAUCAUCUUAGUACUAGAAAAAGGUUUACCUAAAAAUGAUUUGCUAACAAAUUUUAAGCAAUCAGUGACAGAUUUUAAACAAGAGCUGCCUAUCAUCAUAGCUCUGGGAAACCCCUGUCUCAAACCAAGGCAUUGGGAGGCUAUCCAUGAGAUUAUUGGAAAGUCAGUUUCCCUUGAUAAAAACUGUUCAAUAGAGAAUCUUCUAGCACUCAAGAUGUUUCAGUAUGAAGAUGAAAUAAAUGAAAUAUCAACUGCAGCAACUAAUGAAGCUGCUCUUGAAAAAAUGUUAUUUAAGAUUAUUGAUCUUUGGAAUGCUACUCCUUUACAUUUGGUUCUUCAUCACACGGAGACUUGCCCUAUCCUAAUAAUUUCUUCCAUAGAUGACAUAUUAGCUCAGUUAGAAGAGUCUCAAGUCACACUUGGAAUACUUAAAGGAUCUUCCUAUCUUGGUCCCAUUAAGGAUCUUGUGGUUGAAUGGGAUCAAAACUUGACUCUCUUCUCUUAUACUCUUGAGGAAUGGAUGAAUUGUCAAAGAAAUUGGCUUUAUCUUGAACCAAUCUUUCAUUCUUCAGAAAUACAAAGGCAGCUUCCAGCAGAAGCAAAACUUUUCUCUAAGGUGAUUGUCAUGUGGAAAGAUGUAAUAUCAAAAGUACAAAACAAACUGAAUGCUUUGCAAAUAACCACGUCUGCAGGAGUCCUUGAAAUUCUGAAAAAUUGUAAUACACAUCUUGAAAAAAUAAAGAAAAGUCUUGAGGACUACCUUGAAAUCAAAAGAACGAUUUUCCCAAGAUUUUACUUCCUUAGCAACGCUGAACUUCUUGACAUUCUAGCUUAUAGUAAAAAUCCUGAGUCUGUACAGCCUUAUCUUGUGAAAUGUUUUGAAAAUAUAAGACACUUAAUGAUACACAAACAAGAAAUCGGCCCUCCUGCUAUAACGAUGCUUGUAUCAGCUGAAGGAGAAAGUCUUGUGUUGCCAAAGAAAAUUCGAGUAAGAAGUGCUGUAGAACAGUGGCUAGUAAAUGUGGAGAAAAGCAUGUUUGAUUUGUUAAACAAAUGACAACAUUUGUACAAUGUUGUUUUACUUUUUCAGAGCCAGAUCAUGUUUUAUAAUGAUUGUAUCAAAAGUUUUAUGAGUUCUCAUUCAAAAGAAGAUUUGGAAAAAGUCCUUGUUGGUGUGCUAGGUAUUCUAGAAGAGAUUACAGAUCUGAUAGUGCUGGAUAUUAACAACUCUAGAAAAAAAGCUGUCCUAGGGUCAUUGCUUAUCCUUUAUGUCCACUGUAGAGAUAUAGUGAGAAAUUUACUCUCUAAAAAUAUCUUCAAUGGAGAGGAUUUUGAGUGGACAAGACAUUUGCAAUAUAAAUGGAAUGAAAAACAAAAGUUGUGCUAUGUAUCUCAAGGAGAUGUGAGUUUUACUUAUGGCUAUGAGUACAUGGGUUGUUCCCCAAGAUUGGUUAUUACACCUCUCACAGACCGAUGCUGGUUAACUCUCACUGGAGCACUCCACUUGAAUCUAGUCGGCUGCCUUGCGGGUCCAGCUGGUACAGGAAAAACUGAGACUAUCAAAGAUCUAGCAAAAGCCUUAGGAAAACACUGUGUGGUCUUCAACUGUUUUGAGAAUUUGGAUUAUAAGAUAAUGAGAAAAUUCCUAUUUGGACUAGUUCAGUCAGGAGCAUGGUGUUGUUUUGAUGAAUUCAAUAGAAUUGAUGUGGAAGUUCUCUCUGUCAUAACCUCACAGAUCCUAACAAUUAAGAAAGCAAAAGACAGCUAUUCUGUCAGGUUUGUACUGGAAGGAAAAGAAAUUCGUAUCAAUAUGUCUUGUGCGAUAUUUAUCACCAUGAAUCCUGGAUCCAAAGGUCAAGUAGAACUCCCAGAUAACUUGAAAUAUCUGUUUCGCCCAGUGGCAAUGAUUGUGCCCCAUUAUCAAAUGAUUAUUGAAAUAAUUCUGCUUUCAAUUGGCUUCAAAUCUUCAAAAACACUCUCUAGGAAGCUAGCUAGCAUUUAUGAAUUAGCUAGCAAACAUCUCUCACAACAGGAUCACUAUGAUUUUGGCAUGAGGUCCCUGAAGAUGGUGUUAAUAAAGGCUGGAAAGAAGAAACAUGAGUUUAAAAGUCUUUCUGAAACAGACGAAACCCUAAUUAUUAUCCAGGCUAUGAAAGAAGCAAAUUUGCCAAAAUUUCUUCCUGCUGAUGCCCCACUUUUUGAAAAAAUUAUAGGAGAUAUUUUUCCUGGAGCUACAGUUCCCAGCAAAACUCAAUUUGCCUUGAAGAAAGCAAUAUCUAUUGCAACAUUGCAAUUAGGCUUUCAGCAUUGGCCAGCUCAGGAAGAGAAAAUCAUACAAUUUCAUAAUCAACUUCAGGCUUGUGUUGGUGUGAUGCUAGUAGGCCCAACAGGUGGAGGAAAGACAGCAGUCAGAAGAAUUCUAGAAAAAGCUUUAAUAUUUUUACCAGUUGUUGACAUCUUACCAAAUGAAGAAAGGCUAUCUAUUUCAAAGAUUCCAGGAAGAAAAGGAAAAGUAGAUAUUUGUGUUAUAAAUCCAAAGUGUAUCACUCUUAAUGAACUCUAUGGACAACUGAAUCCUAACACAAUGGAAUGGACUGAUGGGUUAUUAUCAGCAACAGUUCGAAAUUAUGUACAUUUUAACACUAAAAGUCACUCAAAGAAAGACCUGACUCUUGAAUUAAAGUUGAGAAUCUCAGACUUAUCUAAUGUUUUCAAACUUGAUUCCUCUGAUGCAGCAGAUAUUGUGAAUAAUAUUUGUGAGAAGGAGAUAGAUAAAGCUGUUAAAACUCCAGAAGAUCAGAAUUUUGAUUGGCAGUGGAUUAUUUUAGAUGGUCCAGUGGAUACCUUGUGGGUGGAAAAUCUAAACACCGUGCUAGAUGAAAGUAGAACAUUUUGCCUAGCAAACAGUGAGAGAAUAGCUUUAACUAAUAGAAUAAGAAUGAUUUUUGAAACAGACAGCCUGUCUCAGGCUAGUCCUGCCACUGUCAGCCGAUGUGCAGUGGUCUAUAUGGAUCCUGUUGAUCUAGGAUGGAAACCUUAUGUUAAAUCAUGGCUUUGGAAAACUUCCAAAAUUAUGAGUCAAACAGGAGUGGAUUGUCUUGAGUUCAUGAUUAAUGCAAGUGUUGCAGAUGGACUACAGUUUCUAAAGAAGCAUCAGAAAUUUCAGCCAUUUCCUGUACAGGACAUAACAAUCAUUGUGACCCUCUGUAGAAUUCUUGACUCUUUCUUUGAAUUCAUGAGUGAAAAUGGAGGCUUUGGACAAAGUGAUGGUUUAAAAGACACUUCAACUGUGGAGACAAAUCUUUCAAAACUGAAAACCUCUGUCAAGUUCAAGGAUAUAGACAACAGGGCUGAAGAUCCAUGGUAUCUGAAGAGAAAUCCUGAUAAAUUAACAGUAAUGAUUGAAAAGCUUUUUGUGUUUGCAUUUACUUGGGCAUUUGGAGGAACUUUAAAACGUGAAGAUGAACAUGAAGAUGAUAUACUAUGUGGUGCAAAGUUUGAACCUGAUUCUCUUGCAAAAGUAACCUAUGCUUUUGACCACCUUGUUCGUAAAAUAUUCGAAAACAAUUCACAAGCAGGCAUCCACCUACCAAGUGGCGAACAGUCUAUCUUUGGAUAUUUUGUGGAUAUACAGCAGUGUGAAUUUGUACCUUGGUCAGAAUUAGUUCCUAGUGUUCAGACACUAGUUCAAAGAGGGACUUCAUUACUAGCUGAUCUUCAAGGAUCCAGUGAAAACCUCUUGAAGAUAACAGAAAGUGGAGAGUACAUUAAUCAUACUGCUACCAGAGAUACAGCAUGCCUUUCUUUCCUCACAAGCUUUCUUUUAAAGAAUUCCUACCCUGUACUUCUCACAGGAGAGUCUGGUGUUGGGAAAACCAUUACCAUUCACCAAAUGCUUAAAAAGUUAAAGGGACCAGGAGCAUUUGAUAUAAAAUAUGGAUCAAUUUUAGGAGAAGUCCUAUUAUAUAAUGAAAUUAAAAAGUCAAGCCUGAAACAGAAUAUCAGCAUCUUGUUUUCUGAAACUCAUAAAACAACAGUAGGAAAUUCUGAUAAGACGACUAAAAAGUCAGGAGUUAGAACUGAUGAAAGUUCAUUUAAAAAUAUUAAAAAACGGAUUAUAGUCUCCACAAUAAAUUUAAACACCAAUAUGACAGCUGCCAAAACCAAGGAGAUGAUUCUUAAGCAGUUAGUAAGAAGAAGUAAAGACACUCUUGGAGCACCAAAAAACAACAGGAUUGUAGUGUUUAUUGAUGAUCUGAAUAAGCCAGCACCAGAGAUAUAUGGAGCACAACCACCUCUGGAAUUGAUCAGACAAUUAUUAGAUUUGGGAGGGAUUUAUGACACUGGAAAACUUGCAUGGAAGAAUAUUCAAGAUUUCUCUCUAGUUGCAGCCUGUGCUCCGCCAGUUGGUAGGAGGACUAUUAGCCCACGACUCCUCAAACAUUUUUCCAUACUGGUGUUACCUCAUCCUCCACAAAGUGCCUUAAAUACGAUUUUCCAGGCUCAUUUGGAAACGUAUUUCUCCAUAAAUAACUUCGCAUCUGAUGUUCAGAAAAGUAAGGAUGAACUCAUAUGUUGUUCCCUAGCUAUAUACUAUCAAGUACUUCAGACUAUGUUACCAACUCCAGCAAAGUGUCAAUACAUAUUUAAUCUUCGAGAUUUGUUUAAGCUUCUUCUAGGAUUACUGCAAGCUGACAAGGCUGUUAUUAACUCUAAAGAGAUGGCUGCUCUGUUCUUUGUUCAUGAAGCCGCCCGAGUAUUUCAUGAUCGCUUAAUUGAACCCACUGAAAAAGGACUUUUCUAUCAAUUUCUUUCAAAGGAGCUUGAGAACUAUUUUCAGAUUGGAAUAGAUGGAUGUGGAAAAAAAACUUGUACAACUUUGGCCUGUUACUUGACAGAACACAAACUAUACCAAAUACCUAUAUCUCACAAUUACAUCUACCUAGAAUUCAAAGAAGACUUUAAAAAAGUGUUCAUUCAAACAGGAUUAGAAGGAUACUCCACUGUUAUGAUGGUUACUAAUUUAAAUAUAGAUCAAGAGAUAUUUUUGGAAGAUUUGUAUUGCAUUUUCAAUUCUGGAACAGUACCUGACUUGUUUGAAAAUGAGGAGCUGGACUCUAUUGUACUAAGGAUUAGACCUCUUGCUGAACAGGCUGGUUACAUGGAUAAUACUAGGGAAUCUUUACUUUCAUUCUUCCAAAAGAUAAUUCAUAAAAAUCUUCAUAUUUUUAUGACCAUGAAUCCUUUAGAACCUAACUUUCGCCAAAGUUGUAGAGCAUAUCCUUCUAUGAUCAGUUCCUGUACAAUUGAUUGGUAUGAGAAGUGGCCAGAAGAGGCUCUUCUUACUGUAGCCAAUUCUUUCUUAACAGAAAAGGUGAAUUUGGAGAACAGAAAGAAUUUAAAAGAAAAACUUGCCCCAACAUGUGUCCAAAUCCACAAAAGUAUAGCAGAUUUAAGCAUAAAAUUCUUUGAAGAAACUAGAAGGCAUUAUUAUAUCACUCCCAGGAGCUACUUGCACUUCAUGGGUACAUUUGCACACAUUUUGAAGUCACGAGAGAAAGAGAUGCAAAUGAAGAGGGAUCGUUUUCAUAUGGGUCUAUCAAAGAUCUUGGAAGCAACUACGCUAGUUACAGACAUGCACGAGGAGCUCUUGAUUCUUGGUCCUCAAAUAGAACAAAAAACAAAGGAAAUAGAAAUCCUACUGGAAAAAUUACAGAAAGAAUCACAAGUAGUUGAGAAAGUUCAGAUGCUUGUUAAACAGGAUGAAGAAAUCAUGGCAGAAGAAGUAAAAAUUGUGGAAGAAUAUGCUCAGAAAACUACCAAUGAACUUAAAAGUGUAUUGCCAGCUUUUGAGAAGGCACUUGUGGCUCUAAAUGCUCUGGACAAAGCUGAUGUUGCUGAAUUAAGAGUAUACACAAGACCUCCCUUCCUUGUACUGACUGUCAUGAAUGCAGUUUGCAUUCUUCUUCAAAAGAAACCUAACUGGACUACAGCAAAGUUACUUCUUUCAGAAACAGGUUUCCUGAAAAAACUGAUUAACCUUGACAAAGACAGCAUACCUGAGAAGGCUUUCAUAAAACUGAAAAAAAUUUUAAGCUUACCUGAUUUCAACCCAAGCAAGAUUGCUCUAGUUUCUGUUGCCUGUUGCUCUAUGUGCCAGUGGGUUAUAGCUUUGAAUAAUUACCAUGAAGUACAGAAGGUGAUGGGUCCUAAACAAAUGCAAGUGGCUGAAGCACAAAAUGUCCUUAAAAUUGCAGGACAAAGGUUAGCAGAGAAACAAAAAGGUCUGCAGAUGAUUGAAGAACAUCUGCUGUCUUUGCAAGCAACCUACAAAAAUGUCAUUGCUGAAAAAGUACUACUAGCAAAUCGGAGAAAACUAGCCACCAGGCGAUUACAGUGUGCAUCUAUCCUACUAACUGCCCUGGAAGAUGAAAAGACUAGAUGGCAAGAAACAAUUGAUCAAACAGACAAGAAAUUGAAAGGAAUUCUGGGUGACAUACUUAUUUCAGCAGCAUGCAUUGUCUACAGUGGAGUAUUAACAGUAGAAUUUCGCCAGCUGAUUGUAAAUAAAUGGGAGAAUUUAUGUGCUGAAAAUAACAUUUCUUUGUCUUCAAACUUUUCAUUAAUUCAAGUCAUGGCACAAGAAAAUGAGAUCCGCCAGUGGCAUAAUCAGGGGCUGCCUCUUGGUCAAUAUUCAGCAGAAAAUGCCAUCUUGAUCAAGAAUGGCCAUCAGUGGCCCUUGCUGAUCGACCCCCAUAAGCAAGCACACAGCUGGAUCCGUCAGAUGGAAGGGUCCAGACUGCAGGAACUCUCCAUCAAGGACAGCAAUUACAUCAAAAAAAUUGAAAAUGCUAUGAAAACAGGAGGGAGUAUCCUGUUGCAGAAUCUCCCUGAAACAUUACCUCUAAGUUUAAAAGCAAUUUUGAAGAAGGAUAUCUAUAAGAAAAGAGGACAGUAUUUCAUAAGGAUUGAUGAUUCUGAGACUGAAUACAAUUCCAAAUUUAGGUUAUACAUAUCUACAGAAAUAGCCAACCCUCAUUUUCUUCCAUCAGUUCAUAACUUUGUUACCAUGAUCAACUUUACAGUAACAUUCCAAGGUUUACAAGAUCAACUCUUGUCUACUGUAGUAAUGCAUGAAGUCCCUCAUUUAGAAAAUCAACGUUUCAAGUUGCUGGAGAAUAUUUCCCUCGACACUAUAACUCUCGAAGAACUGGAGGAAAAAACAUUAAAUUUGUUGCAGAAAACACAAGGAUGCAUAUUAGAUGAUGAGGCUAUCAUAGACAUCUUUAAAAAAUCCAAAAUGACUUCAAAUGAAAUUUCAAAGCGCAUCAAAGAAACAGAAAAAGCAGAGCACAAUAUUCAAGCAAUACGUAAAAACUACCUUCCCAUCGCUACUCAAGGCGCCCUGCUUUACUUUCUAGUAGCAGAUCUUAAACACCUCAACUAUAUGUACCAAUUUUCCCUAGACUGGUUUCGUCAGCUUUUUGUUUCAUCAGUAGUUUCCAAAAGCAAAGAACACUUUAACUCAGGUCCUAGUUUGAAAAAGGAGGGAAAAGAUCAUAAAAUGACAAAUUUCUCAGAAGAACCUAACUUGGAAAGUGAGAAACAUUCCUUGAAUGAGCAUAUUAAAAAUGCAAUGAAAGUGUUGACAAGAAAUAUAUUUAAGGCGGUUUCUUCAACUCUAUUUAAUCAGCAUAAACUUUGCUUCUCCUUUCGGCUUUGCACUGAGAUCAUGAAAAAUAAUGCCAGUGAAAGUCUAAUGUGGGAUGACAUUGGAUCCCUACAGGAUGAAGAAUGGAAUAUCUUCUUAAAUUCUGGCACAUUGACAAAUAUUAAAGGUGUAAUGCCCCAGCUGAAACUUAACAACAUAUUUGAAAGAUGUAAAAAGCAACAUCUUCAGUGGCUGUCAGAAUCCAGGUGGAAGCAGUGCCAAUAUGUCAGCAGUCAGCUAGAACCAUUUUCACUUCUAUCCAAAUCCCUUCUAUCAAAUAAAUCACAAUGGGAUGCUUUCAAUAACAGUAAGGCUAUAGAUUUUCUGAUGAGCACACCCUUCCAAUCAGAAAAGACUUCCCUGGAGAAAACUGAACUUCUGAAUGAUGAUGAAGAAAUGUGUAGUCCUAUAAAUUUUCCCUGGGAGAAACUCACUUCAUUUCAAAGACUUAUUUUGGUAAAAAUUCUUAGACCAGAAUGUUUAAAGAAUUCAGUGAGAAAAUUUGUUACUGAAAAUAUGGGAAAUGAAUAUCUUCAUACAACUGAAAUAAACUUGAAAGAACCAUAUAAAGAAUCUAAUGCCAGAACUCCACUGAUACUUAUUCACUCUCAUGGAAUUGACCCUACCAGCAUUCUCCUGAGAUUUGCACAAGAGUUCAAAGGAACAACACAUCAUGUGACCAUAAUUUCUUUGGGUUGUGGCCAGGCAGCUAAAGCAGAAGACCUUAUUGUGAAGGCACUAACCAAAACACCACAGUGGGUCUUCCUCCAGGACUGCCGCCUUUCAGCAUCACUUUUGCCACAGCUUUGCACCAUCAUAGAAUCGCUUAAUAGUCCAAAUGUAACAAUAGACCCUGAGUUUAGACUAUGGUUAAGCUCAAAAUCAGACAGUUCUUUCCCAAUUCCUAUCCUUCAAAACAGUUUAAAGAUUGCAGUGGAAUAUCCCCAGGGAUUGAAAAGUAAUUUACUUCAGACGUUUGGACAUAGUGGAAGUGGAGAGGUAACAGAAGAGAUAUUUGAAAAUACUGACUGUGGACCAUGGUGGAAAAAAAUUUUAUUCAGCCUGUGUUUUUUCAAUGCUAUGAUCAAUGAAAGAAAAAAUUACGGUAUAUUGGGCUGGAAUAUUCCUUAUGAAUUUAGCUCUUCAGAUUUGGAGGUUGCCAUAAAGAUGUUGGAAAAUGUCCUGAGCAAACAUUCUGCCAUUCCAUGGCGGGCAUUACGCUACCUGAUUGGGGAAGUGAUUUAUGGAGGCCGAGUGGCUGACGACUGUGAUAAGCAAUGCUUACAGACCCUUCUCUACAAAUUUUGUAAUCCUGAAGUGCUGAAAGAUGACUUCAGUUUCUCAAAUGAUGAGUCAGUGCCAGAAUCUGCACACAUAAAGGACUGCAUAUUCAUUAUCCAAUCCUUACCUGAUGAUGACUCUCCUGAGGUCUUAGGAAUGCAUCUCGAGGCUACAAGGAGCUACAAGGUAACCCAGGGUGAGGAAUUCAUUGAAAGCCUCAUUGCCAUGGAACCAACAACUGCCACUAUCAGCCUCACAAUCAGUCGUGAACAGAGUAAUGAUAAGCUAGUGAUGGAAAUUUUAUCUGACAUACUGAAGCGGCUGCCACUGACAGUAGAGAAAGAAGAAAGUUCUGGAAACACAAACACAUUAAAGAGUGUGAUGUCAAGUCCCAUUUGGAAGUCUCUUAAUCAAAAUGUCAAAGGCCAUGAUCUCCUUAUCCAUUGUGUCUUACUAACCUAUUUGAGCCAAGAAAUUGAACGAUUUGAUAAGUUAUUGUCUGUCAUACAUAAAUCUUUGGAAAAUCUUCAGCUUGCUUUAAAAGGAAAGGUCGUCCUCACUCAAAAAUUGGAGGAUAUAUAUGAUUCUUUUCUUAAGAUGAGAGUGCCUACAUUGUGGCAGAAAUGCUCCUACAAGUCAUGUAAGCCCCUGAGUUCCUGGGUUAAUGAUCUCAUCCAGCGAUUGAAUUUCUUCAAUACCUGGGCUAAAAUGGCGUACACUGCAAUACAUCGUCGGUAUAUGAGAUUUCUCACAGCUUGGAAGCAGUCUAGCUCAUCAAUUAGCCAAAAAUCCAAACACCCUGCUCAAAGUGAUUUAUUUGAAGGAUUUCCUGUAAAAUACUGGCUCCCAGCCUUCUUCUUCCCAGAAGGCUUUCUUACUGCUGUGCUUCAAGACUAUGGAAGAAUUAAAGGAAUCUCUAUAGAUGACCUCACAUUUACCCACCAAGUGAUUUCUGACACAGUUGACGUGGAAGAUGAGGAGUUCUCCAGAAUGAUCCAAAAGAAACUCAACAUAGUCAGGAGAGCCUUUAAGGGCACGAACUCAUCACACAUUGGAGUUCACACUUUUGGUUUGUUCAUCGAUGGGGCAAGAUGGAAUCAUGAACAAAAAAUACUAGAUGACUCACUGCCUCUUGAGAUCUGUUGCGAUUUUCCUGAAAUCUACUUUUUGCCAACAAAGAUUUCUACUGCAAAACCAAAUGCUUCCAACCAAACAGACUCAGAACUCUAUACUUUUGAAUGCCCCAUUUACCAGACACCUAAAAGGUCAAGAAUUUUGACAAAUAGCACUUUAUCCACAAACUUUUUAACAUCAGUGUGUUUACCAACGCGGAAACCUCCUAGUCACUGGAUCAAAAUGCGGGUUGCAUUGCUGUGUGAGAUGAAAGAAUGA